AUGAUAUGGGGGUACAAUACAACAAUUCACUCAACCACAAAGGAAACACCCUUCUGCUUGGUCUACGGUUCAGAUGCAAUAAUACCUGUGGAGAUCUCCCAAUCUUCGCUACGCACUGAACUGGCCAACCAAACUACACAAGACAUAGCUCGACAAACCGAACUUGAUCUCAUUGAAGAACUCAGAUCAUCCGCAGCAAUCAAACAUUUAGCCAUGCAACAGCAUAUUGCCCGAAGAUAUAACGAAAGACUUCAACCAAGGUCUUUCCAAGUCCACGACCUUGUGCUCAGAAAAACAGAACAAGCUAGGAAACCACCAGCACAUGGCAAACUAGCAGCUAAUUAG
This is a messenger RNA of Arachis stenosperma, 345 nucleotides long. RefSeq lists its product as uncharacterized. The coding region runs from base 1 to 345 and encodes 114 amino acids. The transcript has a single exon. The record is from RefSeq and is a predicted model, not a curated record. Lineage: Eukaryota; Viridiplantae; Streptophyta; Magnoliopsida; Fabales; Fabaceae.